Molecule: messenger RNA, 1110 nt
Organism: Suhomyces tanzawaensis NRRL Y-17324
Lineage: Eukaryota; Fungi; Ascomycota; Pichiomycetes; Serinales; Debaryomycetaceae
Product: putative serine/threonine protein kinase
Exons: 1
Coding region: 1-1110 (369 amino acids)
Biological process (GO): protein phosphorylation
Molecular function (GO): protein kinase activity; ATP binding
Source: RefSeq, a predicted model, not a curated record
AUGUACCAGUUCCACGAAUGCAUCGGCAGGGGCAAUUUCGGCGAUGUGUACAAGGCCAGCCGGGGUGGCCAGUAUGUGGCCGUCAAGGUGGUCAACCUCGACGAGAGCACCGAGGAUAUCAAGGUGAUUGUCCAGGAAAUCCACCUUUUGUCGCGACUCUCCAGUCCCUACAUCACCAAGUACUAUGAGACCUUUGUCCGCGACGUCAACUUGUUCAUCGUCAUGGAGUACUGUGGCGGACGCUCCAUCUCCGACAUGCUCAGGCACUUCAAGAAGAUCCCCGAGGAUAUCGCCAGCUACAUCGCCCGCGCGGUGUUGCGCGGGUUAGUGUACUUGCACCAAGAGGGUAAGGUUCACCGCGACAUCAAACUGGCCAACAUCUUGUUGACGGAGGCAGCCGAGGUCAAGUUGGCGGACUUUGGCGUCAGUGGCGAGUUGACUCGUACUCGUGCCAAAAGGAACACGUUUGUGGGUACUCCCUACUGGAUGGCGCCCGAGGUGAUCACCAGGAGAAAGGCGGGGGGAGGCUACGACGAGAAGGCAGAUGUUUGGUCCGCAGGCAUCACUGUGUACGAGAUGGUCACGGGAGCACCUCCAUUGGCCCAACACGAUCCCAUGAAGAUCUUGUUUGAGAUUCCUCGCAACCGUCCGCCUCUGUUGGAGGGGGACUAUGGAGCCAACACCAAGGACUUCGUACGCUACUGCUUAGUCAAGGAUCCGGCCCAGCGUCCCGCGGCUGCUACCCUCUUGCAUCAUCAGUUUGUGGGGGUGUCGCGGCACGCCCAGGCCAAGUUGGCUCGCAUGAUUAGUGAGCUCGCGGUGCGGGUGGUACGGCCCAGGCACCGGUUGACGGUAGAGGUGGCACUGGGACCCGCCAUGCCUGCGUGGGACUUUCGCACCGUUAGCGAGCGGCCCCUGCCAGAUCCCCUUGUGGGUGUCCCCAGACAUGUUCUCUUCUAUUGUCUCCACCAAGUGCACCAGCGCAGCCGGACGGCGGCCACCAAGCACACGGUGGAGCAGUUGAUGGGGUAUCUUGCGCAGUGCGAGACUGACCAGCCGGGGCUCUGCGACGCGUUGGUGGAGGAGCUCCACCACGUCAAGCCAGAGUGA